AGAGGAGUGUGGAGGUAUGACAGUGAUCGGUAUGUACAGGAGAGGAGUGUGGGGGGGUAUAACAGUGAUCCGGUAUGUACAGGAGAGGAGUGUGGAGGUAUGACAGUGAUCGGUAUGUACAGGAGAGGAGUACGGAGGUAUGACAGUGAUCGGUAUGUACAGGAGAGGAGUACGGAGGUAUGACAGUGAUCGGUAUGUACAGGAGAGGAGUGUGGGGGGUAUGACAGUGAUUGGUAUGUACAGGAGAGGAGUGGGGGAGGUAUGACAGUGAUCGGUAUGUACAGGAGAGGAGUACGGAGGUAUGACAG
Molecule: messenger RNA, 308 nt
Organism: Staurois parvus
Lineage: Eukaryota; Metazoa; Chordata; Amphibia; Anura; Ranidae
Source: the annotation of a GenBank genome assembly